AACAGCCAUUCUCCAUGUCAUCUACGGGACUCUUUGAGUUUUGAGAGAAAAAUUUCUCUCUCUCUCUCUCUCCCUCGCGUUCUCUCUUUGCAUAAAAAAUUGAAAGCAGCACAAGGCAGAGACAGAAUUAUUUUAUGGAUAAGAGAUGCAGAGUGGUCGGAUUGUGGGAGUGUUCGAUUAUAAAACAUCUGUACCGACAACAACCACCGUAUGUUCUUGUGAUAUCUCAGCCUUGGUUACCUGUGGAAAUACUCCUGCGCUUUAGUCUUCCCAAAUAACACCCACCAAAAUUUCGUCUCUGCAAAAGGUCCCUCAAAAAGUAAUUUGAGUAAUUUUCACAAUUCAAGCGAUCAUCUUAAUACCAAGUACAUUACAAAUUAACAAAGGACUUGUACUCACGGAAUGGUCUGCAUCAUGCUGGUUGAUGACACAAUAUGACCAUUACCGCCAUCUCUCUAUCUAAUAGGAUGUCACGGGGAAGGGGUAAAACUCCUGGUUGGGCUGCCUUUGACCUCAAGCAGCGACAAAAGCAAAACCUUGAAGGCGAUGUCAUCAAGGACCCCUUCCCGCCCAUAGCAAACACUCUUACUCCUCCGGUCUCUUCUCAAAACUUAAUGAAAAAUAAUAAGCCUUUCUCAUCAGUACUACUCCCAUCUGUAGAUUUUGCAACUUUGGCAGAGAAUGGGAAAUACAAAAACCCAACACUAGUUGGUGAUUCUAGUGGGACAUGUAGCAAUAAGAAUAUGGAAAAAAACAGUCAUGUUUUGGUCGUGAAUAAGCUCAAAGAGCUCCACCAUUGGGCUGACAAGAGCUUGAUUGAGGACAUCUUGGAAGCUGCAGACAAUAAUAUGGAUAGGGCCUCAAAUUUAUUGGAAGCACUGGUUGCCCAUGAUAGCAUUGAAGAGAAUAAGCAAACACCCAAUGUUGAAUUAAAUUCUACGGACAAAAGUUUUAUUCUGGGAAAGACGAUGAACCUCACUGAUAUAAGCUCUACUCUAGAUGGCUGUCUCAAAUACAAUAGCAAGGAAUUGGUGGAUGAAAAUGAUUCUUUUGGGAGGAAGUUUCCUGAUGAGACUCUUGAUGAAAAACUAAUUAUAGAGCAAUUGAAGUCUGUACCUGUUGAACCUGAGUGGGAAGAAGAUGAUGUUUACUUGAUCCAUAGAAAAGAUGCGCUAAAAAUGAUGAGAUCAGCAUCACAGCACUCAAGAGCAGCAACUAAUGCCUUUCAAAGAGGUGAUCACAUUUCUGCCCAACAGCACUCAAUGAAGGCUCGAGAAGAAUGGUUGGCUGCUGAAAGACUCAAUGCUAAGGCAGCCAAGGAAAUAUUGAGCAUCAGGAAUAGCAAAAACGAUAUGUGGAAAUUGGAUUUACAUGGCCUUCAUGCAGCAGAAGCUAUUCAAGCCUUGAAAGAGCAUCUGCAGCAAAUUGAAACCCAAGCACGUACAAAUCAUGCAGGUUCAACAAAUAGGGGUAUGAAAGAAAAUGGGAUUAUACUUUCUCCAUCACUUGAGUUUUUUAGUAACAUGGAUUCAAAAAAGUUGGAUAUGCAACAAGCAUCAUCAAGGCAGAGGCCUACAUCAUUGGAAGUCAUAACAGGUAUAGGUAAUCAUAGUCGAGGACAUGCUGCCAUUCCAACAGCUGUGAGAAGUUACCUUAACGAACACAGAUAUUGUUUUGACGAGUUGAGGCCAGGGGUGAUCACAGUUCGACCGAAGUUCUGUCACCAGUGAUUGAUAAAAUAACCUAUCUCUGCCCAUUGAGGAUUAUGUCCUUCAACCCUGGCAUCCCAAGUUGAACUGCAAUUCAUUCUAUGAAGGAUUUUCAUUUAUGAACAAAGCUCAGGUGUAAUAUUAACUCCGUCCUGUUAGGAAUGCACCAAUGAAUGUGUUAGCAAUAGGAAUCUAGUUUUGUAUGAUUAAUUGAGAUCAUCUAUAUUACUGCUAUGGAAUAGUUACAUUAUUGUAAAGUCUGUUUAUUAAAAAUAAUAAUACGAUUUCUAGCUGUUUUAGAACCCCCAUGAUUUAAAAUUGGGUUGGCAGUUCUGAAGUGACGAAUAUAUAUUUUAUCCUAGCCAUGAUGGAAAGAUCCUCCCA
Quercus lobata is the source of this 2093-nucleotide messenger RNA. Its product is annotated as smr (Small MutS Related) domain-containing protein. The record is from RefSeq and is a predicted model, not a curated record. Lineage: Eukaryota; Viridiplantae; Streptophyta; Magnoliopsida; Fagales; Fagaceae. The coding region runs from base 435 to 1730 and encodes 431 amino acids. The transcript is spliced from 5 exons.